Ziziphus jujuba (common jujube) is the source of this 3936-nucleotide messenger RNA. RefSeq lists its product as uncharacterized. The record is from RefSeq and is a predicted model, not a curated record. The coding region runs from base 747 to 3593 and encodes 948 amino acids. Lineage: Eukaryota; Viridiplantae; Streptophyta; Magnoliopsida; Rosales; Rhamnaceae. The transcript is spliced from 3 exons.
ACGCAGUCAAACCAUUAGGGCCCCACAUCUUCAGCCCCUCGGGAUUCGAUAAAUGGAAGAAAAGAAAGCCGCAUAGUGGGUCCCAAUAAUAGCCAACUCUAUUAUUCGACUCACGUCUUAAAGCCGUCCUUGUCAUCCUUUUGGGCCACGCAAUACUUGCAGAGAUCACCUUCACUCACUCGCUCUCUGUCUCUCUCUCCAGACACAACACUCACACAAUUCACACUUCACACUCACACUCUCGCACACACAGACUGCGAGUCAGCGUCCUCUGAAAACCUCACCUUUUUUUGUCUCCUUCUUCUUUGUCAGUCCGGUUGCUGAUUCUUUUUUUCCCUCCGGUUUCCCGAGAAAGUGAAAGAAAAUAAUAAGAAAUAAUAACAAUAAUAAACGCGCCAGCACUAAUGUCGAGAAACAUUGAUUGAAAACCUUCGGUUAAUUUUUUUUUUUCUUUUUUUCUUUUUCGGCGUUAAUUCUUUUCUUUGCCUAUAAUCUACGUCGGUUUGAAGGUUACGUUUCGGAUCUCUGUAGGGACCGAUCGAAGCGUUUCGUUUAGUUUCCGUCAUAUAAAUCGGCAUUAUUUUUUACUUUCUUGAUAAGAUCUUGUCUUGUAGAAGGAGUUAGUGAGAACCUUGUUUUCACCAUGCGCUGGCACCUAACAUGUGCAAUUGAAGCUUUAAAUAUAGCAAGCAAUCCGGUGUGCAUUCAUCUGAUGAUCUUUUAGAACCUACUGCAGUGCUGGUGAUAUGGGAUUCAGUUCAGAGCUGAAGAAUAGUUCUAAACAGCAGAAUGACUCAAACACAGAGAAGACUACGGUUGCUUCAACCCAUGCAAACCAAGUUCUGAAGCAUCAGGACAGGUUGAAAUUGAAAAACCAUGUCGGUCCAUCGCACAGUAAUCUGCAUUAUGAAUUCACGCGAGAUGCAGCCAAAAAAUCCUCAGGGAAUCAGCAUAGGCAGAACAGGAAGGGGAGUGCAGAUAAACAUGUUGAGCUUGUCAAACACAUGUCAAACUUGCCUGGUUAUCUCCAGCAUGAUGAUAGAGGAGAAAAUCUCCAAGAGAAGGCUUUUAAUGUUGGAGUUCUAGACUGGGCUCAGCUAGAGAAAUGGAAGACCAAGCAUAAGUAUCCCACACAAAGAGAUAGCACACUUGCAUCAUGCAGUACAAGUAAUUCAUCAUUGAAUAGGAGCACUGGGUUAUCUGCAUCCUCUAGUGCAGUUCAAAUUGAGAGACAGAGACUGAACAAGCAACAUUCUUCACAUUGUUCUAGUCUUGUGUCAUCUCGUAAGGACAAGCUUUCUUCCCAACAUUCUGCUCAACAUGCACGUUUUCAGGACUUAGAAAAUGCUUCCAAGAAUACCAUUAUUGGAGAGAAAAUUUCGCAGAGCUUCAAGUCUUUUGGCAAAGGACACUCAGGCGUAAUUCAUGAACGGGAGAAGACUAUAGAUGUAGAUCAGAAGAUCACACCCCAAAUGAGAAAUGUGUCAGAAAAAUUUAAAACUUGUGGGGCCUCACCUGGUCCAAAGGAAAGUAUAAACUCAUCUGAUGGCAAAGCUAAGAAUACCAAGGGAGGGUUGGUAGAAAAGAAUAUCAAGAGAAAAACUAGAGAACAAUUCGUUUCAAAAUCUGAAGCCCUGGCAUCAAAACAGGAAAGUGGCGAUAUCUCACUUGGAGAGGAAGAGAAGAGUACUGGAAGUUUUGAAACUAAAAAGAUUGUGGAGAAUUUGCAUGAACCAGAAACUGAUGCAGCUCAUCAACAUCACUCUGGCAGGAAGAAUGCUUUUGCUCUCAUACCCAAAAAGUUUCCCCAGAAAGGAUCUGCAGAGGUAUUGCAGAUAUCACAACAUAGUAGAAUAGUGGACAAGAAUGAUACGAAAUCAAAUAAAAAUAAAUUCUCAGAUGGCUUCUCUACUGAGGAGAACAACUCUGCAAGACUCUGUUCUGAAAUCCCACACUCGUGUCCUCUGCUCUAUGUUGAGUCCAAUGCCACAUCAGAUGCUAUGCCAAAUAGGUUGAUUAAUCAUCGGAGCAUGGAGCUUUCUUCUGUUGCAUCUCAACCAUUUCAGUUCUCAGAUAAGUCACAAGAUCUGAUAUAUGAAGGUAAAUGUACAGAAAGGAGCAAGCUGGACAUUAGGCUAAGGAGUUUAAGUUUUGUUGACACUUCAAAGACAUUAGGUCAAGAAACUUAUGAGAUGGCAGUUGGAAAGGGCAGAAAUCCAUCUCCCCUUCGUCGAUUGAGCUUCAGCUUAGGCCGGAUGGGAAGAAGUUUCAGUUUUAAAGAGGGUUCAGCUGUUCCACAGCUAAACUCUACACAUGUCAGUGUUAAGUCUGGCCCUGUGAAUUCUAGUGCUUCUGAUUGUGUGGAUUUCCCAAAUAGAGAGAAGGCAAAUGGCCAUAACAGAGCUAGGUCCAGUCCUUUAAGAAGGCUACUAGACCCAAUAUUAAAGCAUAAGGAAGCACAUCGACGCAAUCAUUCUGAAGCUGUUUUGCCACCUAAGGGAAGCUUGAUUAAUUCCUCAAGCUCUGUGCCAGUACAGCCAUCUCAGGAUAUGAAGCAUGAGGCAUCUUGGGUUCAAGCUCUUUUGCAUUUAACAAUAAAGAAUGGACUCCCUCUGUUUAAAUUUGAGGUUGACAACAACAGCAACAUUCUUGCAACAACGAUGAAAAAUCUUUCAUCAUCUGGGAAGGAUGGUUCAGGCCAAAUUUAUACUUUUUACUUUGUUAAUGAGAUUAAAAGAAAGAACAGUGGCUGGAUCAAUCAAGGAAGUAGAGGGAAGAAUAGUGACUUUGUCUAUAACAUUGUUGGUAAGAUGAAGGUUUCCAACUCUAGUUUCUCUGAUACAUGUGGCCAGGACUCUAGCCAUUGUUUGGUAAGAGAGUGUGUUUUGGUGGGAGUUGAGCUAAAACAGGCAGAUCAAGAAUCGCCAAAGCUCAAGCCAAACAGAGAGCUUGCAGCAGCUGUUGUCAAGAUCCCAAGCAAAAACACGAUCCAUGAUAACCAGCAGAGUGAUGAAAAUUUGAUGGAGAAGGGCUAUGAGAAGUGUUUGCCGGAGGAUCAAUGCUCUUACAACUUGGGAGAACAUGAACAUUCAAACAGUACCACAGUCAUACUUCCAAGUGGUGAUCAUAGCACACCGAACAAAGGUGAACCUUCACCAUUACUUGACCGAUGGAAAUCUGGAGGAUUAUGUGACUGUGGAGGUUGGGAUGUUGGUUGCAAACUUCGUGUUCUUUCCAAAAGGAAUAAAUGCUCUAAAAUAUCCAAAACAUUUAAAGCCAGCCCAACCUCAGAUUGUCUUGAGCUUUUUGUUCAGGGAGAAGCACAACAAGACAGGCCAAUUUUCAGUUUGGUGCCACUUAAGGAGGGGAUUUACAAAAUCGAAUUCAAUGCAUCAAUCACUCACUUACAAGCAUUCUUCAUUUGCAUAGUGGCUAUGAGCAGUCAGAAACCUUCAGAUCUGUCAGAUGCAACUAACAUGUCCGAAGCAAAAGCUUUUAAGGAGCCAGAUUUGGAUGGAAAUGAUAUAGUCCAUGCCAAAGUGCCUGCAAAGUAUGCAACAAAUCCACCCCUCUCUCCAGUCGGAAGAGUCUAAGUUCUUGGUCAGGUUAGUUGUGAUUAGCCAUCAUGGUCUGCAAAUGGAUAAAUUCUAUACAGGAGCAAUGGAAGAACCUUGUACCAAAGUCACUGUUCCGGCAAAGGAUGUGUAUAACACCAUUGUAAUUCUGCAAAUGGAUAAAUUCUAUACAGGAGCAAUGGAAGAACCUUGUACCAAAGUCACUGUUCCGGCAAAGGAUGUGUAUAACACCAUUGUAAUUCUGUUGGUUGUAUUACAGUACUAGAACUGCCUUUGUAAAGAAAAAAGGAAAAUAAACUCAACGAAUAUACACGACUCAGAAAUUCAAAAUUUGAAGCUGAAGCGUACUUUAGAGAAUUAA